GUCUAUUUAUACUACACAGCUAUUGCUUAACCCACCACAGCGACACAAGAACGAAACAACUCUCCAUAUACCCUCUGUUCAUGUCCAUUUGAAUUUCCAAUAAUAUAUAUAACCAGAAAUACUCACAUCCUCUCUCUCUCUCUCUCUCUCUCUCUCUCUCUCUCUCUAAAAGAUGGCUGACUGGAAGCCUCAGAACAAUGGGUUUUCCGGCCAGACUCAGACACCCAUUCCAGCUCUCGAUCCACCACAGAAACCAAAACGAAACAAGUAUGCCUUUACUUGUGCCAUUUUAGCUUCCAUGACUUCCAUCUUACUUGGUUAUGAUCUUGGGGUGAUGAGCGGAGCAGGACCGUUCAUCAAGAAGGACCUGAAGAUCUCGGACGUCCAGCUGGAAAUCCUGAUGGGCAUCUCCCUCCUCGGUUCCGCCACCGCAGGCCGAACCUCCGAUUGGUUGGGGCGCCGGUACACCAUCGUCCUCGCCUCCGGGAUCUUCAUCGUGGGAGCCAUCCUCAUGGGCUUCGCCACCAGCUACGCCUUCCUCAUGGUCGGCCGGUUGGUCGUCGGCAUCGGCGUUGGCCAUGCCCUCAUGAUCGCCCCAGUCUACACCGCCGAGGUCUCCCCCGCCGCCUCUCGUGGCUUCCUCGUAUCUUUCCCCGAAGUCUUCAUCAACGCCGGUAUAUUGUUGGGAUAUGUAUCAAACUAUGCGUUCUCGAAGCUUCCACUUCACUUAGGAUGGCGAUUCAUGCUCGGAGUCGGAGCGAUUCCCUCGGUGUUCUUGGCGUUGGGGGUCCUCGCCAUGCCGGAGUCGCCACGGUGGCUCGUUUUACAAGGUCGGCUGGGUGACGCCAAGCGAGUCCUGGACAAGACCUCCGACUCCAAAGAGGAGGCUCAGCUGCGGCUCGCCGACAUCAAGGAAGCCGUCGGAAUUCCAGAGGAGUUCAACGACGACGUCGUUCAGGUGUCGAAAAGGAGUCACGGCGAAGAUGUUUGGAAGGAGCUGUUCCUCCACCCGACGCCGACCGUGAAGCACAUCCUGCUCGCCGUCGUAGGAAUUCACUUUUUCCAACAAACGUCUGGCAUAGAUGCUGUCGUGUUGUACAGCCCGAAAAUAUUCGAGAAGGCGGGUAUAACAAACGAAAACUUCAAGCUACUCGCCACGGUGGCCGUUGGAUUUGUCAAGACACUGUUCAUUCUCGUGGCAACAUUUUUACUUGAUCGGAUCGGGCGAAGACCAUUACUUUUGAACAGCGUUGCGGGUAUGGUCGUGUCCCUGGCGACUCUAGGGAUGAGUUUGACUAUCAUAGAUCACUCCGAUAAGAAACUGAUCUGGGCCGUUGCUUUGGCGAUCACGUCAGUACUAGCAUAUGUUGCCACGUUCUCGAUUGGGAUGGGGCCCAUCACAUGGGUCUACAGCUCGGAGAUUUUUCCACUGAGACUGCGGGCACAAGGGAUAUGCGUGGGAGUGGCAGUUAAUCGUGUGAUGAGUGGAACUCUAUCGAUGACUUUUCUCUCUCUCUACAAAGCCAUCACCAUAGGUGGUGCCGUCUUUCUCUUCAUGGGAGUUGCUAUGGUUGGUUGGGUGUUCUUUUACACAUUACUUCCAGAAACACAGGGUAAAACCCUUGAAGAAAUGCAAGUAUUGUUUGGCACUUUCUUUAGGUGGAGGUCAAUCAUGAGAGAAUUGGAGAAAAACAACAAUGGAGUUAAUAGUACCGGUGAUGGUAACGAUAAUAAGGGUAUCAGUAAUGAUCAGAUUCAGAUGGGAACAACUAAGUGCUAGAUGUUAGGAUUUGGUUAAAGAUAUGUUUGCCAAACAAUGACUAGUUUUCAUGUUAUUUACAAUAUGUAUUUUCACUUCAGUACUUCCAAAUUAUCACUUGAAAAAAGGAUUGAAAUGAAUAUCCUAUGAAAAAGUAAAGAAAGAAAUAAAAAAACGGAAGGAAAUAAAAGUGGAAGAAAAUGUCAGUGGUCAUAUACAGUGGAAAAGAAGAAAAAUUGUAGUAGUCUAACAAUGAAUGAAUUGGAAAAUGAAGAAAGAAAAAGUUUUAUUUCCAAA
Messenger RNA from Camellia sinensis, 2056 nucleotides. Its product is annotated as putative polyol transporter 1. Gene Ontology annotation, molecular function: carbohydrate:proton symporter activity. Gene Ontology annotation, biological process: transmembrane transport. The record is from RefSeq and is a predicted model, not a curated record. Gene Ontology annotation, cellular component: membrane. Lineage: Eukaryota; Viridiplantae; Streptophyta; Magnoliopsida; Ericales; Theaceae.